This is a messenger RNA of Haliotis rubra (blacklip abalone), 2149 nucleotides long. RefSeq names its product NXPE family member 4-like. The record is from RefSeq and is a predicted model, not a curated record. NCBI's taxonomy places the organism in Eukaryota, Metazoa, Mollusca, Gastropoda, Lepetellida, Haliotidae. The transcript is spliced from 4 exons. The coding region runs from base 1 to 1695 and encodes 564 amino acids.
AUGUCAGUGGUGAACGUCGGAUACAAUUCAGCUUCACAAAUGAGUCGGACUAGAUCUACGUUUGUUAUCCUGUGCAUAUUGACCGUGACUGUUACUGUGAUAUAUAUAUGGAAUAACAAACAGAAACUUGAGGACAACUACAGAAACGUACCUCUCAGUGACACCAUUGAGAUGCAUAUAGUUGUAGAACCCAAUAGCGGAAGAGUGGUAAGCAAUGUUCCUCGCUAUCUAAGUGAGGCAAACAUGAUCAAGGGAGGUAAGCAAAGGGAUACCCGGAAGUGCACAAGUGCACACCGCUCCACAAUGACGUUAUUAAAUCCCCAGCCACUGUAUAGACUCGGUGAUGUCAUAAAAGUGGAGAUCAACACUUACAAUCAUUACGGCGAGAAGCAAACAGUUGGUGGCGAUUUCUUUAGAUUAUGGAUGGAAAACACAGAGGACAAAGCUGCAGUUGCUGGAGACGUCUUCGACAACAACAAUGGCACAUACAAUGGUGUUCUCAGAGUCCAGUGGUCGGGUGCUGGAAGGAUUCGCUGCUUUCUUGAGCGUCGUAGGGAGGAACUAGCGAUGUUCUAUUCCAUCAUGGCUGAACAUGGAACGCUGUGGCAGUUGAAACGGGAGUUCGUAUGGGGCUUCUUGGUAAAAGAGAGUACGAGCUGCAGCAUGUUACGAAACAGCCUAAGAGACAUCUGCAACUUUACUUCUCUAAAUGACGGUUUCCUGUGGUACUGUGAAAAGCCGAAGCAUCCACUCUUAAGCUGCGACACCUACAGUAAGUCCUGGUCCCUGAAUGUAGCAUAUCUCCCGAAGGAAACACAGCAACGUGGCAUUUACUAUUUAUCAUCAGAACCAGACAAUGAUUUCCUUCUGUCCUCCUUCAACAUAACAGGUGUAUUGGAAACAGGAGAAAAGACGGUCGACACACUUAAAACGCCCUGCAGUCAACUUUUGCCAAAGUAUACCUGGCAACGCAAGCAUCCUGUUGGAGUUAUUUACAGAACUAAGUGGAAACCCACGCAGUGUUUGGACACCCUGGAAUCUACAGCCUGGGCAUAUCGACAGUGUUUAAGGAACCGACGACUUUGGAUUCCCGGGGACUCAACCAGUCGUCAAUUCAAGGAGGCCCUUCACGACAUACUCAACUUACAAUGCGCCCUUAAAGGUCUCAACCCUCAGCUCUUGGAGGACAAGCAAGACAAUUUCUCAGUGGCAUGGUUUGCUCAUGAGUUCCCACUGUUUCACGGACAGGAACGUUACUCUCCACUAGCUAACAGGGCACAGCAUAUUCUUCUUGAAUCUCUGCCAAAUAACACAGUGGAUAUUGUGGUGCUGUAUUUAUAUGUCCACUUUAAUUUAGUCCACCCGGACAUAUACCGCCAACAUGUUCAGCGACUGGUUCGGGCAGCUACGUCUCUCCUUGAGCGAGCACCUGAUGUCACACUUGCAGUUCGAGGACCCUUUGCUUAUUACAGGAAUCCGGCUCAGGAACUUGUAUCGUACUGGGGACUGCUAUAUACAGAUAUAUUGCAUGAGGAGUUUUCAUCUAUUGCCCACAGAGUUGUGUAUAUAGACUACUGGGAUAUGACGGUGGCCUUGGGCCCCAACCACAUUCAUCCAGAUACAUCAACGGUUAGAACUAUGAUUCACUAUAUGAUGUCUCUUCUCUGUCAUAGAAGGGUGGGGCAUACAUCUUAACCAGGAGUUGCAGGUGCCUUAAUUCCGUCCACUGACUUGUCUCCCCUAGCUGUGCCUGUAUAAGCUCAUCAAACGUUCAAAUCCACGUUCAGAUCCUUGGUUUAUGAAGACUCCAUCGGCUCUGUGUUUAAAGUCCAUAUCUUUCUGAUGAUGAUGGUUUGAGGUUCAACGUCGGCUUCUGACUGUAGCCGAUGGGGUAGGUGGGAUAAUAAUUAAUAAGUUUAUAAUAAGGAAUAAACCAUCGUACCCAAAAAAAUGUAAAUGCGCGGGCGUUAACCUAAGUGGAAUUUUGAAUAAAAACGUUUAAAAAAAGAUAAACGAAAUAAAAUAGUAAAAGCCGAGUUUAUGAAGGGAAAGGGGAAAUAAAAAGGGGUAAUGAUUGUUAAUAGGCAAGAGAUAGGAUUAAAUUAAACGAUAGGUAGUGUAAAGGGGGGCCUAGGAUGUGAGUGUGUGU